GGCUGCCCCACCACAUGUUGACGACUUCAAACUCGUGCGGCGCUGGCAAACCACAUGCAGUGCCGGCCCCUUUAACGCGCUCGACAUCUCCCACGCCCCGAGACCAACAGUAGCCGCAGAUCUCUCUCCAAACCGCCAACGCCAUGGUCCAAUCGUCAAGCGCUAACGCCGCCGCUGCGUCGCAGCCUUUCGUCUCCAAGUGGGCUGCGCGGUAUCGUGGGGCCGUCGUCUCGGACCUCGACCCCCCGGCCGCCCUCUCCCUGACCCCCUCGGACCCGGUCGGGCUGGCGCUGCAGUCGGCGUUCGAGCGCGAGUACACGCACCUGACCAUCGUCGACGGCACCACGCGCGCCCUGCUGGGCUACAUCUCGAUCCCGAACCUGCAGGGGCUGAUGGAGGAGGGCAAGGCCAAGCCCGAGGACGAGAUCCGGUCCGUCAUGACGCGGUUCCGCCGCGGCAAGGGCGGGAGCCCGUACACGGUCAUCACGCUCGACACGCCCCUCGAGCAGCUCGAGGCCUUCUUCGCCGGCGCCAACCACGGGGGGCAGAGGCAGGACUUUGCGGUGGUGACGGACGACCGCCGCCGCUUCGUGCUGGGCGUCGCGACCGCCGCGGACCUGGAGGAGUUUGUCAAGAGGCGGCCGGAGUAGGGGAGGGGUUUGGCUGGUUGGCUGGUUGCAUGUGCCUGGGUGGGGAGCGAUAUCGUCAAGCGUUGAUGAAAGACAAAAGAAAAGGAGGGGACCAGAUGGGCAGGAAAUACUUGGCAAAAGAAAGCUCAACGGCGAAUUGGAGUUUGACUUUUUGUCAUCGGGAAAGGGGGCAUCAACGGGCGUUUAUGGGAUCUUUUCAAACUACAGGGACACGGCUCUCCCCUUGUCUGGGCAGGCACAUGUCUUUUAGAGCUAUUCAACAUCGGCCAUUGCUUGA
Gaeumannomyces tritici R3-111a-1 is the source of this 927-nucleotide messenger RNA. RefSeq names its product cystathionine beta-synthase. The record is from RefSeq and is a predicted model, not a curated record. NCBI's taxonomy places the organism in Eukaryota, Fungi, Ascomycota, Sordariomycetes, Magnaporthales, Magnaporthaceae. The coding region runs from base 144 to 650 and encodes 168 amino acids. The transcript has 2 exons.